CCUUUCUAUUUUCAGCGCGGGAUUUCUACGAAAAAUUAAGUUGUGUCAGAACCCGAAAGGCAUGGAGGGUUUCCACACGUGUAGAUGUUGACGUUGGAAGGACUAAUAUAUGAUCGAUUUUGACGUCUUAUAAUAAAUUGCUUCUAAAGUAACGGACGGUCUUAAUCUUAGAGAUGUCCUUCCUCGUCGAUUCGUUGCUGAUUGUCUUCUCGCAGAUACUGUUUUUCGGUGGUGGCUGGGUCUUUUUCAUAAAGAAGUUGUUUAGAGACUAUGAGGUGCACCACUCAGUCGUCCUCCUCGUGUUCUCUGUGACUUUCUCUUUGUCCUGUACCAUGUUUGAGCUGAUCAUCUUUGAGAUUCUGGGAUUCAUGGACGCAAGUUCGAGAUAUUUCCACUGGAAGCUUGGACUGUACGCCAUCCUGUUUGUGCUGAUUGCGGUUCUACCAUUUUACAUUGCUUAUUUCAUUAUUGGUAACCUAAGGCUAGUGCCCCAGAAGAGACAUGUGAUCGGAAUGCUGACUGUUGCCUCCUGGCUGGCGUUUCUCUAUUUCUUCUGGAAGAUUGGUGACCCAUUUCCCAUCCUCAGCCCUAAACAUGGAAUAUUCUCUAUAGAGCAGUGUAUCGGGCGUGUUGGCGUGAUCGGAGUGACCUUGAUGGCCUUACUGUCAGGGUUUGGUGCAGUCAACUAUCCCUACACAUCCAUGUUCCUUUUUAUCAGAAAUGUGACCGAUGCUGAUAUCCUCUCCAUAGAGAAACGACUUAUACAGACCAUGGAUAUGAUCAUUCUCAAAAAGAAAAGGAUUGCAAAGGCGAAGGAAGACAGUCUACGCCAGGCCACUGUCAACAAGAAGCAGGGGGGACUGUGGGGCAUGCUGAAAACUGUUACUUCAGCAGCCUCUGGAUCUUCAGAAAAUGUUGGUUUGUUAAAGCAAGAUACAGCAGCUUUAGAAGAACUCAGCCGACAGUUGUUUCUGGAAAGUGUGGAUCUUCACUAUGCACAGGAGAGGAUUGCAUAUUCAAAGACAUUUAAAGGGAAAUAUUUUAAUUUCCUUGGAUAUUUUUUUUCGAUAUACUGUGUGUGGAAAAUCUUCAUUUCGACGGUCAACAUCAUCUUUGACCGAGUGGGCAGAGUGGACCCCAUCACCAGAGGAAUAGAAAUAGCCGUUAACUUCUUUGGGAUACAAUUUGAUGUAACAUUUUGGGCACAGCAGAUAUCUUUUGUUCUCAUAGGAAUCAUAAUUAUAACAUCUAUCCGAGGGUUACUGCUGACCCUUACUAGAUUUUUCUAUGCCAUAGCCAGCAGCAAGUCGUCGAACAUUAUAGUUCUCUGCCUCGCCAUGAUAAUGGGGAUGUAUUUUGUUUCUUCGGUCCUCCUCAUCAGAAUGAACAUGCCAGCUCAAUACAGGUCAAUUAUUACAGAAGUGCUGGGAGAUCUCCAGUUUAAUUUUUAUCAUCGCUGGUUCGAUGUCAUCUUCCUUGUCAGUGCGCUUUCCAGUAUAGGAUUUCUGUACAUAGCUCACAAACAGGCACCGGAGAAAGACAUAUUGUAACGUGAGGCUGUGUUCUAAAGAAUUUACAUGUACAUCAACCUCAGAGACAGGCAUCUAGACAUUGUUACAUAUGUCUGUGUUUUAUACAAUUAAUAAUACAAUACACACCCUAACAGGAACAAGUGAAGGACAUGAUGUGCGCUGUGAUGCUAAGGUGGUAGAUCACGCAUCAUAGAAACAGGAUAUCUCAACCCCUUGGGGUGAGAUAGGGAAAUCCUGAAGUUGUUUUGCUGAGUUUUUGAUAACUUUAGAAUAUUUUCCAGAGGGUUGAAAUUCCCAAUCUCACCUCAAGGGGGUGAAUGAUUCGUUUUUUUAGCUCACCUGCCCGAAUGGCAAGUGAGCUAUGCCAUGGUGCAGCGUCCAUCGUCCGUCGUUGUGUUGUUGUGUUAAACAUGUCUACAUAAAUACAUUUAACUUUAUUUAUUUCACGAAAGCUUUGCCUUUAACAAAAUGUCAGAAGAUUCAUAUGAAUAAAGGAAUUUUGUGAUUAAUAUUUUUUGUAUGAUUAUUACCAUAUAAGGUAACUUUCCAAUAGCAUUGGAAGGCUCCUAUGUGCAAUGGCUCCGGGUCAAAUUCCGGAGAGGGUAUGUGUGGCAUGUGGGAUUCCCAACAUAUUAACUUUUUUUUGCAGUGUGAACUCCUCAUACUGAGUUAAUAAUUGAUAUUCUUUGAACGACCCCACCCCCUCACUUACAACUUCGCGACCUUCAUUUUGACCUUUGACUUCCACACUCUUAUGUAAAGCUGAACUAUAUUGGGGCAUGGUAGCACAAUUUGAAAUGUUUGAGAUAUUUUGUGUACAUCAAAUGUGUAGAAUAUUAAUAAAUAUUGGCUUGUGACUUUAAAGCACUUUUACUUCAUGGAGCACCUAUGCUGCUUGUCAGUCCAUGGGC
Molecule: messenger RNA, 2443 nt
Organism: Mizuhopecten yessoensis (Yesso scallop)
Lineage: Eukaryota; Metazoa; Mollusca; Bivalvia; Pectinida; Pectinidae
Product: Golgi pH regulator B-like
Exons: 15
Coding region: 174-1550 (458 amino acids)
Biological process (GO): intracellular pH reduction
Cellular component (GO): Golgi cisterna membrane
Molecular function (GO): voltage-gated monoatomic anion channel activity
Source: RefSeq, a predicted model, not a curated record